CGCCCCCGGCCCGCCGCCCCGGCGAAGUUUCCCUGGGCGGCUCCGGGCGCGGAGCGAGCAUGAAGCCCGACGGGAAGGUGGUGCUCCUGGGCGACGUGAACGUGGGCAAGACGUCGCUGCUGCAGCGCUACACCGAGCGCCGCUUCCGCGACACCGUCAGCACCGUCGGCGGCGCCUUCUGCCUCCGCCAGUGGGGGCCGCACAGCAUCUCCGUCUGGGACACGGCAGGUCGAGAACAAUUUCAUGGACUUGGAUCUAUGUACUGCAGAGGAGCAGCAGCUGUUAUCCUCACUUACGAUGUAACCAACUUGCAGAGCAUCUUGGAACUUGAGGAUCGGUUCCUGGCCUUGACAGACACUGCCAGUGCAGACUGCAUCUUUGCUAUUGUUGGGAACAAAGUGGAUCUCACAGAUGCUUUUGCCUUUUUGCCAGAAACAGAAGGUGAAUGUCAGCCCCCCGAGCAGCCCAUCAACAGUCUCACUUCUACCAAGUUGAAAAAACAAGUCCAUAUGAGUGAUGCCAUAGCACUUUAUAAGAAGAUCCUAAAAUACAAAAUGUUGGAUGAGAAGAAUGCUCCAGCAGCAGAAAAAAUGUGUUUUGAAACUAGUGCAAAAACAGGGUAUAAAGUGGACCACGUAUUUGAAACUGUAUUUGAGAUGGUAGUACCAGUAAUUUUGCAGCAGAAAACUGAAGGGUCACUGCAAACUGUAGAUUUAAAUAAUAUCAAGACAACUAAAAACAUACAAUCCAGCUGUUGCAAAUAAACAACCAUUGAAGGAUAUAUAAAAAAAUAUAAAGGUGAACCAGAUCAACUACUUUUUUGGCAUAAUAGAUCUAUGAAACUGAACUUGAUUAAUAGAAUGGAUUAACAGAGGCAAACACUUAAUUGGGGAAGGUUUGAAACAAUGGCAUAAAAUUUGACUUUAAAGCUAUUAUUUAAAACUUCUAUAUUCAGCUGAGUGUGAUUUAUCCACAUUAAAUAUGUUAUAUUCAUCUGUC
Molecule: messenger RNA, 999 nt
Organism: Podarcis raffonei (Aeolian wall lizard)
Lineage: Eukaryota; Metazoa; Chordata; Lepidosauria; Squamata; Lacertidae
Gene: RAB20
Product: RAB20, member RAS oncogene family
Exons: 2
Coding region: 60-764 (234 amino acids)
Biological process (GO): intracellular protein transport
Cellular component (GO): endomembrane system
Molecular function (GO): GTPase activity; GTP binding
Source: RefSeq, a predicted model, not a curated record